CUGGCCCACAGCCGCGUGGUUGACGUCUCCGCUGGUUGGUUGUCGCCCCAAGCACGCAAUAGUUUUUACGUAUGAAAAGAAACAGAAAAAAAACCUCAACAGCCGAUGUCACUGCAACGAUGAUGUUUUCCCAUAUAAAGACUAGCUUCAUACCUGGGGAAUCCUUCAAAAUGGGCGAGCCUCGUUCUCUUUUUAUUUUCUCUUCUGGUGGCACCUGUCAUGACUGAGAGUCUUAAACACAAAAUGAAUACCGACAUCGAGAAACGCCCAAGGGGGUACGAGACAGGCCCCGAUGAUGGCGCACACAUGCACAACAAUGGAGCAGACGACUAUACUCCUCCAAUCAUCGUCGCCAACAAAUUAAGCCGGAAACUGUCCGCUCGUCAAGUACAGAUGAUCGCUAUCGGAGGCACAAUUGGAACUGGCCUGUUUCUAGGGACGGGCAACUCUCUGGCCAAAGGUGGUCCGGCCUCGAUGCUGAUUUCGUAUGCGAUUGUUGGCGGGAUUGUGUUUGUGACUAUGUUGGCGUUGGGGGAGAUGUCGGCUUUUAUACCUGUUGCGGGGUCGUUUUGUACUUUUGCUGGGCGCUUUGUGGACGAUGCGUUUGGGUUUGCGUUGACUUGGAAUUACUGGUUUAAUGAUGCGGUAUCGACUGCAUCUGAUCUUAUUGCGCUCCAGCUCCUGUUGCAGUAUUGGACGGAUAAUUUCCCUGGCUGGGCUAUCAGUUUGAUCUUUCUGUUUGUGGUCAUUGGCCUCAAUGUCAUAUCCGUGAGGCUAUAUGGUGAAGCGGAGUACAUUCUCAGUAUCCUGAAAGUCGUCACGAUAGUGAUAUUCAUCAUCCUCGGUAUUGUCGUCAACUGCGGCGGAAACACCAGCCAUCAUUAUAUUGGCGGACAUAACUGGCAUAUUGGCGACGCUCCUUUCGUCAAUGGCAUUGGAGGAUUUGCCUCGGUGUUUGUUACUGCUUCAUUUGCUUACGGAGGAACUGAAUCGAUUGCAGUCACUGCAGGAGAAACGAAAGAUCCAGCCAAAACCCUUCCUCGCGUUGUGCGCAAUGUCUUUUGGAGAAUUCUACUUUUUUAUAUCUUGGCUGUCCUGAUCAUUGGUCUUAACGUACCAUACAAUUACCCCGGUUUGAGCUCCAAGAACAGCCAUACCAGUCCAUUCACCAUUGUCUUUGAGCAGGCCGGAAGCAGUGUUGCCGGUAGUUUCAUCAAUGCGGUCGUAAUGACCAGUGUGAUUUCGGCGAGUAAUCAUGCCCUCUUCGCGGGUUCGCGACUACUCUACACCUUGGCUACUGAUGGAUACGCCCCGGCUUUCUUUGGUAUACUGAACCGACAAAGAGUACCAUGGGUUGCGGUAUUGGCGACAUCGGUCAUUAGUGGACUUUGCUUUGGCGCAAGUUACAUUGGCGCAGGGCAGUUGUGGACUUGGUUACAGAACAUCGUCGGUGUCUCCAAUCAACUAUCCUGGAUAGCAAUCUGUUUCGCAUCCCUCCGUUUCCGCGCCGCAGUCAAAAGGCAAGGUCUCGAGCAUCUCCUCCCCUUCAAAAACUGGACCUACCCUUACGGUCCCAUCAUCGCGAUGAUCCUGAACAUUGUCCUUGUCCUAGUCCAGGGCUGGUCAUCUUUCAGUCCGAAAUUCGCUGUCGUCGACUUUGUCAGUUACUACAUUGAAAUCCCCGUUAUGAUUGUCAUGUUUCUGUUUUGGAAACUUGUCAAACGCACAAGGUUUGUGCGGUUGGAUGAGAUGGAUUUGGUCUCUGAUCGGUUUGAUGGUGGACUUAGUGCUGAGGAGCGCACGCAGGUAUUGGAGGUUGCGAGGAGGAGUCCUUUUGCGCGUGGGCAGCCGUGGAAGGAGAAACUUGGGGCUAUUGCUACGUAUUUGUUCUUUUAG
Molecule: messenger RNA, 1896 nt
Organism: Talaromyces stipitatus ATCC 10500
Lineage: Eukaryota; Fungi; Ascomycota; Eurotiomycetes; Eurotiales; Trichocomaceae
Product: amino acid permease, putative
Exons: 6
Coding region: 220-1896 (558 amino acids)
Biological process (GO): amino acid transmembrane transport
Cellular component (GO): membrane
Molecular function (GO): amino acid transmembrane transporter activity
Source: RefSeq, a predicted model, not a curated record